Molecule: messenger RNA, 1527 nt
Organism: Aureobasidium melanogenum CBS 110374
Lineage: Eukaryota; Fungi; Ascomycota; Dothideomycetes; Dothideales; Saccotheciaceae
Product: nucleoside phosphatase GDA1/CD39
Exons: 2
Coding region: 1-1527 (508 amino acids)
Biological process (GO): protein N-linked glycosylation; nucleoside diphosphate catabolic process
Cellular component (GO): membrane; Golgi apparatus
Molecular function (GO): UDP phosphatase activity; GDP phosphatase activity
Source: RefSeq, a predicted model, not a curated record
AUGAAUCAAGGUCAGCGAUCGCGGUACAUCAAGACGGGCGGCAUCGUCGCCCUCGUCUUGUUCGUACUGUACUACCUACUGCCAGGCUCGUCAGGCACACCAGCAUCCUUCCCCAGCGGCGAUGUCGCCUCUGACCCUUCGCUCGGCACCACCAAAUGCACCCGCCCAUACUCGUCCAGCAAGCCAUUGAUUCAAUAUGCUCUUAUGGUCGACGCCGGCAGCACUGGCUCGCGCAUCCACGUCUACCGUUUCAACAACUGCGGCCCUACACCCGAACUCGAGAAAGAAGACUUCAAGAUGACCGAGAAGAAAGAGGGUGGUUCUGGACUGAGCUCCUACGAUUCGGACGCCGAGGGUGCCGCAAAGAGCUUGGAUGUUCUGCUUGACGUUGCCAUGAAGAACGUCCCUGACAAGCUCAAAGGCUGCACUCCCAUCGCCGUCAAGGCCACUGCUGGUCUGCGUAAGCUGGGUCCAGAGAAGAGCAACGCCAUCCUCAAGGCUGUACGCAACCGUCUUGAGACUCAAUACCCUUUCCCCGUCGUCAGCGAGGCCAACGGAGGUGUCGAGGUCAUGGAUGGCAAGGAUGAGGGUGUCUACGCCUGGAUCACAACAAACUAUCUUCUGGGCAAGAUCGGUGGCCCUGACAAGACCCCCACUGCUGCCGUCUUCGAUCUUGGUGGUGGCAGCACUCAAAUUGUCUUCGAGCCUACCUUUGCUCAGGCCAAGGAUGGCGGCAUGCCCGAGGAGCUUGCAGAGGGCGACCACAAGUACAAGCUCUCUUUCGGUGGUCGCGAUUUUACUCUGUAUCAGCACUCAUACCUGGGCUACGGUCUCAUGGCUGCUCGUGAGAACCUGCACAAGGUCGUCAUCGACAACAUGCACAAGGCGAACCCCGACUCCACUGCCUGGCUCAGCAAGCCUGUCCUCAACCCUUGCUUGAUCCCUGGCAGUAGCCGCGAGAUCAAGGUCCCUCUUGGUGAGGGACAUCCUCUUGGUGCAUCUGUCACCGUCAACAUGACCGGUCCUACUACUGGCUCUGCCCCUCAGUGCCGCGCCAUUGCCGAGCAAACUCUCAAGAAGGAAGAAGAGUGCAAGAUCUCCCCUUGCGCCUUCAACGGUGUCCACCAGCCUUCGCUCUCCAAGACUUUCGCCCGCGAAGAUGUCUACCUCUUCAGUUACUUCUACGAUCGUGCCCAGCCCCUUGGUAUGCCCGAGUCAUUCACUCUCUCUGAGCUCAAGGACUUGACCGCUCGUGUCUGCGAAGGCCCCAAGAGCGAGACCAAGGCCUGGGACGUCUUCAAGCCCAUUUCCGGUGCUAUCAAGGAGCUUCAAGGUCGCCCUGAGACUUGCCUGGAUUUGAAUUUCAUGGUUGCACUUUUGCACACUGGAUAUGAGAUGCCCAUUGAUCGUGAGGUCAAGAUUGCCAAGAAGAUCAAGGGUAACGAGUUGGGUUGGUGUUUGGGUGCCAGUCUUCCUCUUCUCAGUCAGGAAAGUGGCUGGUCUUGCAAGAUCAACCAGGUUUCAUAG